Molecule: messenger RNA, 2039 nt
Organism: Bombus impatiens (common eastern bumble bee)
Lineage: Eukaryota; Metazoa; Arthropoda; Insecta; Hymenoptera; Apidae
Exons: 4
Coding region: 1528-1749 (73 amino acids)
Source: RefSeq, a predicted model, not a curated record
ACUUCGAUAAUGGCAAUAUAAUAAACGAAAUUUUCACAAUAAAAUAAUAAGUUAAACGUGCGCGUGUUAGAAAUAAUUGGAAUUGAAAUUGCUCAGUUUAUGUCAAUAAUAUUGCAAAAAUAUUCUUUGCUACCAAACUCUUUCAAGUAAUACGAAUCAAAGGAACAUCAAAGCUUCCUCCACCCAGCACAUGACACGCUUCGUAAGUAUCGUCAAGGAUUGAGAUUACUUUGCAAGCAGAAGCGGAGACCACCAACACCAGAAACUCCACGUCCACUUUCUCCGGCUCAAACAAUUAACUAAAUAUCUAUUUCUUUCUGAAAACAGUAAUUUAUAAAAAGAAAAGAAAAAGGAAACAAAGGAAGAAAUGGCACUUCUAUGGAGUCUCCAAUAUUGAAUGUUCCCAGAUGAUAGGUGAAGUCCAUAGAAGGGCACGGGGCCAAAUCUACAGGGCGCCACCGGCAAAAACAGACAGCCUGGUUUCGUCAAACCCGUCGCCUCGAGCUCCCUCCUCAGGAUUAUUGCUCCUCAAAGUCGUGGAAAAGCUCGAGUCGAGGUGGCCAUGUUACAUUGGUUAUAUAUUAAAUAUAAAUAUAUGUACAAGCUAUGAGAUCCACGUGGACAACACACGUGUGGAGACAUUUAAAGCGGGAUCAACUGGGCUUGAUACACUGAAAGCAUCUGUUAUGGUGAAUGGUAUUUAUAUAUGGGCAGCUGUCAGCCUGCGAUAUUGCCUCGUGGCUGCCAAGUUAAUCCUGCAUUGCCAUUGUUUCGUCUGAUUUUUGAAUAACAAUUGAUAUAAUACCUUUGUACAGGUUUUGUGACUUUUCUGUUUUCAAAGGAAUAUCAGUCUUCCAUAUUUGGAACUUUCUAUCUGGCACGUUGUUGCAUCGAGGUUCCUCAACGUUAGAAACAUGUUACCGUUUGUAAUAAAAAGUGAACAAUUCUUUGCAAUCCGAUUCUGCAAAAAUGUAUAAAAUUCCACCGCUAUGAAUCAGUAAAAUUUCUAUGAAAAAUUAUCUCGACUAAAAUCUGCUAGUCCUAGAGUUAAAUCCUGCUGCAAUCUAAAUUUUUUCAUAGACAUCUUUUUUCAUAAUUCUCCGGCCAAGAAAAAGUUAUUCCAUCAGUUCAUCAUAGCGCAGCAGGAUGAACAAUACAGCCACAGUACAUGAUGUUUAUUGGCACAGUAUCUGCAGCCUGACAGAGCACACGACUCCUCGACCGCGGGGUAUCUUUUUACAGAGGAUUCCUUCGAAGCUGGCUAACACUUAAAGCAAUCUGAACGAAGCCUCUCGAAGGCGAUUAGGAUAUAUUCCAUGGGUUCUAUGUACAGUGUAUGCGUCUGGACGUGUAAUUUGUCUCUCGUGUCUGCGUAACAUUAACUGAGAACAUCGACGACCAAUAGAAGAAUCGGGAACAACGUUGUUUGGACUCCAAACAGAUUAAACACUUUGGUUUACUCGUUGAACCUCAGAGCAAAUAAACUGACUGCGAAUUGCAGUGUGCAGUCCGCAAGACCGAUGAAAGAUGUUUGUUAUAUCCAGAGAUCUGUGGCCUACUCAGAGACCUACUUUUUCAAAUAACCAUAAUACGGUGGUAAUUCGUUUAGAUUCCAUGAAGUUAUGGGGCGCUAGCUGUGAUUCUUACGAAACAAUCCCUUCUUUAUUAAUAAGGAAGCAGUGGCCUUUACUACAGCAACAAAAGUCUAUCAGUAAUCGAGAAUGCAAAGGAAGAGUCACGGUGACUUAGCCUGUGCAAGGAACAGAAUUCCUCAGAGGACAUUCAAUACAAAGGCCUUUGUACAGCAGGGAUGGACGCCACAAAUUAAGUUCCAACACGAACAUACAAAUAUCUUCUUCGUCAGAAUUUCUGGGCCAGAUUUCCAAGCCACCACUUUGUACAGCGAUAGAUCCCACCAAUUCAGAGCCCCACUUUUCAGACCUUCGUUGCUGGCAAGGUUUCACUGAAGAACAUUCGAAGAUGCCAAGAAGUGAAAGAACAGAACGGAAGAAGGAUAGAUGGACUGGUUUCUACCUUCC